Molecule: messenger RNA, 561 nt
Organism: Suillus plorans
Lineage: Eukaryota; Fungi; Basidiomycota; Agaricomycetes; Boletales; Suillaceae
Exons: 6
Coding region: 1-561 (186 amino acids)
Source: RefSeq, a predicted model, not a curated record
AUGUGGAAGAAGAACACUGGAGUCGCAAUUCCUAAGAUUGAAUGGACAGCUGAUGUAAUCUGGCAACUGCUGGCCCAAAUAGAACUGCCGGAGAACAGAGUCAUACUAUUGGGGAAGCGCAAGAAGGGUGAGAGAACAUCGGGUGACAGCAAGGUCACCGUCUACCAGCGCAUGGGGUCCACCAUAUUUCUGCAGUUGCAUAGUUUGAAUGCUGUUGCAAUCGGAGAAUGUAUCAAAUGGAAAUAUGAGCACCAUGACCAUGCACAAAACAAGUUUGUUGGAAAGAGGCCUCCAAAGGCUUCAUCGCUCUCUCAAGGCAGUAUUGAGAAAGCGAGGCUCCAUAUAUCCAAGAUACCAAAAAAGUGGAUUCUUGAUGAGACUCUGAUAGACAUGCAAAGGGCAAGUUUAGAGGCAAUUAGUGCCCGUGCUGCAGCUGAUAUGUGCCUCCAAGAGCGCCAGAUGCUACUGAAGGAGUUUACAGCUGGUAUCUGGGAUGUUGAUGAGUAUUGUGCAAAGUUACAUAGCCUGACUAGGAAUUCUAACUGGGGUGAUUUCGAGUAG